AUGUCAAUGGGGGAGGCGUUAGGAGUGGGGGCAGAGUCAGAGAUGGUGGCAGCCAGGGUGUGGAUGGAUGCAGGGAGCCAGAUAUUAUUCUCUUAUUACGUCUGCAUAGGCAGUUUGCAAGCGAUGGGAAGCUACAACAAAUACAACAAUGACUGCUACAAAGACACUUUUGCCUUGUGCACACUAAACAGUUUAACCAGCUUUGUUGCUGGCUUUGCAGUCUUCUCUGUGAUUGGCUUCAUGUCGUAUGAAUUGGGUGUUGACAUCCAUUCUGUAGCUGAAUCAGGUCCUGGCCUGGCAUUCAUUGCCUAUCCUCAGGCAGUAUCCAUGAUGCCUUUACCUCAACUCUGGGCUGCCUUCUUCUUCAUUAUGCUACUCUUCCUUGGACUGGACAGUGAGUUUGUGUGUUUGGAAAGCUUGGUGACAUCCAUAUCAGACAUAUUUCCAUCCUUCUUUUUCACUGGUCAUCGACGUAAACUACUUCUGCUGCUCAUCUGUGUUGUGUCCUUGGUUAUUGGCCUGGUUUUGGUGACUGAGGACUUUAUGUAUUUCUGCUUACUGUUUGACUACUAUGCUUGCAGUGGAAUACCAAUCAUGAGUUUUGCCAUUUUGGAGUCCAUUUGUGUGGGAUGGAUAUUUGGUGCUGAUCGGUAUUACGUCAAGAUAAAGGAAAUGAUUGGCUACUACCCCUCGUCGUAUAUGAAAUAUUGUUGGAGGUUCAUCACACCAUCUGUCUGUGUUGUAAUAUUGCUAUUCUCUCUGGUAAAGUUUACCCCAUUGAAAUACAACAAUACCUACCAGUACCCCUGGUGGGGCUUUGCCAUCGGGAUAAUUCUUGCUUUAUCUUCCGUUCUCCUGAUCCCUCUGUGGAUUCUCUAUAGUAUGGCAGUAACCCCGGGAACACUGAGACAGAGACUGAAAACGUUAUGCACUCCAGCAGCAGACCUGUGUAACACUUCACCAGAGAAUGUUCUUCACCCUGAAACCUCUCCUUCUGAUACAGAGCUGCGUGCUUUAACUGAAAAAACAAAGAAUGGCAGUACUGAAGAAACUGAUUGUGUUUUGCUCCCCACAAGACCAGAUGAGUGCAUCAUAAAAGAGUCUACAGCCUGA
Messenger RNA from Cottoperca gobio, 1113 nucleotides. RefSeq names its product sodium- and chloride-dependent GABA transporter 2-like. The transcript has 10 exons. Gene Ontology annotation, cellular component: plasma membrane; cell projection. Lineage: Eukaryota; Metazoa; Chordata; Actinopteri; Perciformes; Bovichtidae. Gene Ontology annotation, molecular function: gamma-aminobutyric acid:sodium:chloride symporter activity. Bases 1 to 1113 code for a protein of 370 amino acids. Gene Ontology annotation, biological process: nitrogen compound transport; sodium ion transmembrane transport; amino acid transport. The record is from RefSeq and is a predicted model, not a curated record.